UUGUUGUGUGAGGCUGAGGUGUGACAUUUGUUGUGUUUUCGUUCUUUCAUCGUUUGGGUAUGAUGAAAAUGAAGAUAUUUAAUUAAUUUCUUUGUAUUAUUUUGAUACUUAACUAAAAGAAAGGCUUUUUAUCCACAUGACAAUCAAACACUUCAAUUGAAUAUUAAUAUAACUUGGUAAUAUGCCAUUUCUCUAAUUUACUGCACAAAAUAUACUGAAUUUUGUUUCGUUGACUUCUGACCCACGACAGGUGGCACUGAUAAAUAUCUACCGCCGCAAUCUCAUGUUGACUAAAUUUCAGGCCAACAUAUUUAUUGCUUGGAAGGGAACUUUAAUACCAUUAACAAAAACACCAAUGAAACCAAUAAUUACGGAAAAAUGGCUCUUGAAAACAAGAUGAAAGAUGAAGAACUAAAGUAUCUGCUGCGCCUUCUUGAUGAACUUAAUGAAGAAAUUUUUGAGGAAAUACUUCAAGUUUACUAUGACAUUGAAGAAUGUAAAGAACCAAAGGAGUUGACAGACCAAGUGUACCAGUUCCUGAAAGUCAAUCUCAAAAGCAACCCAGUUACAACUUCUGCACUUAUCAAUUUUAUACAAGCCAAUUUCCCAAAUGUUCUUAAUCCAGACAAAAUUCAAUCAAUUUAUUUAGAUAUCUUAAAAAUAGAACUCAAAGAAAAUAACUGUUCUGAUAAACUCAUAACAUUGCUGUCAUUAGUAAGAUGGGAUGACAAUUAUUUGCCACAGUUUUCCCAAGAAAUUUUAACACCAUUGACAGAUGACGGCUUUAGACAAUUUAGGAAACAAAUACUCAUUAGCCUUAUACUCCAUAAAAGACCUGAGCUUCUCAGUGUUGUGUCGGAUGAGAUGCAGAAAAAUGAACCACACAAGGAAUUUAAAUUGACACCUGAGUAUAUGCUGGAGCUCUGUUACCAAGAUAAAACACAUUGGCUGUUGAAGGCAGCUCAAGUUUAUAAACAUCAGCUACAUGACAUGAAAACUGUUACAUUCAAAAUUAAUAAUUUUACAAAACAAAUACUGAUCAUGGUUCUUAUUGAUCUAACCAAUAGUGCUGAAACAUAUGACUUGCCAUCUCUUAUCCACCAGCUCACUAACAUCUUCUCGAUACUAGACACUUACACUACAGCUGAUGAAAAUUUGCACUUUUAUUUGACUGAAGUGAAAAGAGAACUAACAAUCAUCAAAUUUUGUCUUGAAAACAACAGCAAAAUUAUGACCACCUCAAUAUUCAGUCAAAUAUUAGCACAAAGUGCUUUAGCUGUCAUAUCUCAAGUGUGUAGACUAUCCAAAAUAGACCGAUAUAAAGUAUCGAGACUUCUGAAUACAAAUAAUGAAUUUGUGAAAGAACUAAUGAUGCUACAAAACAAAAGGAACUCAAAAGCUGAGGUUGAAAAUAAAAUGAAUUGGGAAGUUGUGACAUACAACAGUUACUGUGCAAUAACAAAGGUAAUAGAUACUGUAUUAAGUUUAUCAGAAGGAGCCGACGAGUCCCAGGACACUUCAUCCUCUUUGGAUGAAAUUAAGCGUCUUGUGUUGUCAAUUCAUCCUAUAGAAUAUUGUGUGGAAACUAUUGAGAAUAUUUUCGCCUGUUUGUUUUUGAGAUUCGAAUACUUCUCUUGUCACGAACACAACCAAGAAUAUCCAUGUGGCACUCACUCUGAAUGUUCAUAUUUUUAUUCAAAAAAGCAAACUACAAGCCCUAACAAUAUUAAGAGUAACAGUUCAGGUUUUAUGUGCAAUUCAUUGACUACACAACUUGUGUUGAAUACCUUGAAGUUGUGUUUGGAAAAGUUGGAAGAUAGCGCAGGGGAAGAUAUGAAUCAGAAUGUACUGUCGAGGUUAACUCAUAUGGUGAAAGUGGUAAAUAAUUCUAUCUGGAAGCUGCAGCUUGUCUCAACUUUGUCGCCGGACCCCAGUCCUGUGCAGUUGAAGUUAUGUUUGGACUAUGUGGAAGUGGACGAGAGCAGUGAGGAUGAUGAACGGGAACUUGAGCUGAAGGCUUCAAGAAAAAAACCUAAGCCUAGGAGGAGACAUACAAAUAAUAAGAGUGAAGAUCACAUGCUAGCCUCUACAAUUUCAGCCAAUGAUGAUGCAGUUUUAUCCACAAAAGGGAAUGUUAUUGACUUUAUAUCAAUAAUGCUAGCGAAACCAAACUGUUUAGUGGCACUGGCAUUAUACAGCAAUGAUUUUUCUAAAGCCAAUCAAAUAUUAGAGAUGUUCGAUCUUGCCGAUUCUGAAAUCGCAACCGAAGUUACUUUUACGGAACAGCUACGCCACCUGGUGACCAAAAUAAAGAACAUCAUAUACUACAGAGACGACACUCGAUACCCGACUAAAGAAUUGUCAGCUCUAUCAGUUAUCUCAACUGAAGUCAUGGGUCUCGUUGAAGGCUUUCUAGCUUCCAACAGAUCCCCAAAUUCCUUCGACAUCAUCGAUUUAGCCUCUCGCCAUCCCCACCUCCAGUUGUACAAUCAUCAAAAUGCGCCUUUUAUUAACGCAGUAGAUAUUCUAUUAAGCAGUGGUCUCAAUAGAGAGAUCACUUACGGCUUGAUAAACGUGGUAGAAAGAAAACUGGCAGAAGUCAGGAGCAGUACAGAUAUAGCUGCGGUGAAGAAAACUAAUUACAUCCGUUUUGUUGAAGACAUAGCGAGCGUCACCUUUGAAAUAUUUGGCAACACUGAGAAGUCCUUUGACUUUGCCGACAACAUCUGCGGCCUCAUCGCCGACUGCCGCGUACCCAUCAAACACAAGGAAUUCUGUAAACUCAAUCAACUCUGCAAAGAGCUGCGGCAAGCUUGUGAGGAUUUGGCGGACGUCAUUCACCCGAAGGACCCCGAUAAUUUUGAUCAAAAUUUAUUACAAAAAUAUCACCAGAUUUAUAUGAACGUUGUCGCCGCGUCUGAUAAGGAUAUGUGUAAUAUUAACGAGGUCUGCCGCCAUGGUAUGAAGAAAACUAGGAUACCAUAUCUAAGGAUGUGUUACAUGUACUGUAAAACUGUGUCUCAGUUGGAACUCGAAGACAGUCGUGUGGUAGAUAACGGCACUCCGGCGAAUGUGGACUUGCCCUAUUUCGCAGUCUUAGAACGACAACUUCAUGAUAUAUUCGGGAAGAUGAUCCACGGUAACAAUGUUCCAGUGACGAAUUUGGAACCGAUAUCGAAGAAAUUAAAUGUCAAUUUAAUACCAAAACUGAUUCUGACUUUCUGUCCGACUAUAUCUUUAGCCGAUCCUCACAAGGAAGCCACAGAGGCGAACUUUAACAAUCUACUUCAAGUCGUUUAUGACUACAAAAAUCCGGAAGAAAAUUUGUUUUUAGAUCCGGUAGCAAAUUUUGCUCCAGCGCCCCGCCCUCCAGACCCGCAAUGUCUCACAUACGUCGUAUUACAUAACUGGGUGUUGGCGCACUUAGUGAAGAAGAUCCACACGUCACCCCAUGACAAUUCUCUGCAGCAGAGUAUCGAUGCGCGCACCAAAGUUUUGAACAAUUACAUGGAAUUAGAAAGGUUUAAUUGUACCAAAGUUUUAUUUGAUGGCAAUAAAUACCUAGCGUCUCUGCAUAGUAGCAUUGAUUUAGACAAGCUGUUUCCGUAUAUGCGGCAGCUAGUGGAACAAGGCAAGAUCCUUAAAUGUCUGAAACUUAUUGAGGCUCUGUCUGAACGCCAGCAGAUGUGCAGUGCCAACCUCUGCAAUCUAAGAGAUUUAAUACUUUUCAAGCUUUCAACAAAUCCAAAGAUGAGCAGCAAUUGGAAAUACUGCCAAUAUCUGAAAUGCCCGGAGUUGAAAGUUGAUCUCGUUCUUAACAACUUGUCUAAUUGGCCGGCAGAUGGCGCCUUGGAAGUAUUAGAUUAUUUACGAUUUCUGCUAAAUCAGGAAGUUUUAGAGGAAGGAUUGCAUAAAAAGUGCACUGAUUGGAUGACAAAAAUUCCGUUAUACGAUCAGAUAGCUUCGAUAAUGGGGGAGAGUCCCGGCACGAGGCGGCAUUGGUACGACAUUUACGAGAAGUCUGUCAAUAACCCCGAGGAGAUUAUUGAGGUCCUUCUGGAUAGUCAACAGUUCAAGUUAUGUUUAGAAUGGGCCGAUGUCCAAGGGGUAUCUGAAAACAUGAAAAAUCUCAUUAUAAUGAACCUACUGCGUCAACUAUUCGAGUACACCAACCAGGCGACUCCCGACUUCGUGGCGGAGCUCCUUCACAGGCUCCCCGAGAAACAGGCGACCGACCUCAUCCAAGAAGAAAUGGCCAAAGUCAGAAACGUAGAAAUCCUACAAGUGUGCGUAGACUUCAUCUCGGAAAAUUCGUUUGAUUGGAAAACGUUCGAGAACAUAAAAAUCGGACUCCAAAUAAUGCUAGAAAUUGACGUGAACAUGAGAAACAUGUUUUGGGAUCUAAUCGAGAAGCCAUUGCUGAUGAUCGAGCAGUUCCUUAUGAACGCAAAGUUGGAAACCCUCGCCGUUAUCAUCAAUAAGCUCUCGCCAAAUUUGAAGAAAGACCCGAAUGGCGACAAUUUGUACUAUAACAUGAAGACGAUAGAGAAUCUUGUGAUAUCAAGGAACGCUGUGGAUGCGUUGUUAAGGUUUUACGCUGAGAAAGCUUUGGAUAUGAAGAACCCUAGAAGUAUUACUGCACCGCCGAGGCCAUCAGACGAUUCGCUGUUGCAGUCCAUAGACUCGAUAAACCUAGAGGCGGCGUCGAUGCCGUUCGUGAUGCCGGAGCAAGUCCCGAGUAAACAGCAGUGGGUGGAGGACUACUCUACGGACCGCUGUAUGCUGUGCCGCACGUCUAUAUUCUCUAUGAUUAUAAGGAGACAUCAUUGUAGACGGUGCGGGAGGCUGGUCUGCCACGCGUGCUCCACUCACCGGAUGCAGGUGCCAACAUACCCCAGCGGCGUGAAAUUCCGCGUUUGUGACGAUUGCUACACGCAGACGAUGAACAAGCGGUCCUCCGCCGACCACGACAACCUGCUGCUGAGCAGCAACUCCGACUCGGCGGCCAGCGGCGUCACGUGCAUGGAUUGGUGCCUUUCUACAAAUAGCAGUAAGAACGAAGCAGUGAGGACCGAGUUCAGUUACGAGUUCACACCGAAUGUGACGCUCUGUUUAACCAUCAUGAAGAUGCAUUCUAUCAACCUGGACUAUCCGAGAUUUCUUCUGGACCGGAGCGACGAAAUAGCCCGCGAGUUGUCCGGUGGAGGGGACGCGCGGCUUUUGGUGCGUGCGCGCCGCUCUUUAUUGCUGGCCGCCGCUGAGCUAUACUCUAGGACUCCGCAUGAGAAAGCGAGCAUGCGCGUAGCAGAGACGGGCGCGGCGCACGCGGCGCGCUGCCUGGCGCACGCGGACGCCAUGGCCACGCUCGUGCGGCACCAGGCGCAGCACCUGGUGCCGCACCACGGCGCGCCGCCCGCUCAAAUAGUGCGCUCCUUACUCGAAGCCGAGAAAUGGGAGCUGGCAUUAGAAAUAGCGACCAAAUCGGGUUUACCGCGCAACAGCGUAUUGGCCGCAUGGGGGAAAGCGUGUCUGAAGGCGGGAUGUUUCAAACAAGCGCGGGAGAAAUUUGCUCAUUGCUUCAAAAGCAUCAAUGUAUGUGUAGAUGUCGCCGAAGAUUGCGAAUACGGGAAAGAAGCGGCUGAAGCUUUGAAUAGAAGGGUCAAUAGUUUGAGGUAUUCCGAGAGGUCGGAUCGAUCUUCGAUGUCGAGUGUGUCGGACAGUCGGCCUCGGACUAAUCCGCCGCUGCUCAACGAAAUCAUAAGUCUGAUUGAAGACAUGAACUAUCCGGUAAAUCAACAGUUACUGCAGAAAGCGGAGACAAUAAAGACAACCAACGAGAAACUAACGACGAUGAACAUGAACAAAAAGAAAAUACAAGUUAUAGAGCCGGCGCUUAAUAUAAUGCACACAUUGGCCAGUGUGAAAAAAAUAAAACUAGGCGACUACAGCGAUUUUCAAACGGCUUUCAUACAGCCUAAAAAAAGUUUAGCGCAAGGCUUGUUACGGCGAAACAGCCACCAUCCAGAGCCGAAAAAUAAUAACCAAUUAAAAAGACUGGACCCGUUCUUUUUUAAAGAAUGCGUUUAUUAUUUGACUAAUUAUGGAUCUCAUGUAGCGAACAUACUAUUUUAUAUGAAGCAUAGCAAUAUGGCAGAGGUGUUAAAAUACUGUUAUGACAAUAUGGUGGAUAAAGAGACAUUUACGGAGUCAGUUUACAUGGAGUGUUUGAAGCGGGACAAGGUUAAUGAGUUGUUGAAGGCAAUGUCAGAUGUGGACAGUACGCUGAAGAUGUGGGCGGAAUAUAUAAUGCACAUUUGCCGUACACUAGAGAUAAGCAAGCGCCUAGAAGCGCUGUACGCUGUGCAGUGCGGCAGUGCGCAACACGAACGCGCGUGCGCCACUUGCGCGUUGUUAUAUUCGCGACCCGUGCCGCGAACUCCGGCGCCGUUUGCGGCGUUGCUACCUCGGCAGCACCAUCUGACGGCGGCGUUGCAUCAUUUACAGCAGUGUGUGCCGGUAUCAACGAAAAUCAACGACCCAAAAUCGUUUCAAUUCCGCCUAGACAAGGCCACUAUAGACAACCUGAUGACCACAAUAUCUCGCCAAAUAGAGCUCGCGAACUUUCUAGCUGCUGCCGAAGCCAACGGCAGACUCAACGAGAAAGUAGUCAAUGAGGUGAUUCCAUUGCCACACGCAACGGAGGAGGAUAGCAACGACAUAAGGCCGCUGACCUUGUUUGGGUCCAACAUGGAUAAAAUGAGACUGGUGGCUAUCGUGUUAGCGACGGGGCCGUCCAUUGAGGCGGGAUAUGAAUUGGCCUCCAAAAUAAUAACUGAACAUAAGUUGGACUCUAUGAACAUAACCACACACGUCGCAAAGUAUCUGGUCCACGCGGAUAGGUUCAUGGAAGUAAAGACUUUGGCCAAAUGCAUCAGGGCGUCGAAAGAAACUGGCGCAAACUUGAUGAGUGACCAAGUACUGGAGUGGGGAGUGAGUGCAGUGGUGACGCGGUGCGAGUCUCGCGGACAACUCUACGACGAGCAAGCGGAAGUCCUCAUCAGCGAUAUCCACAGUGUUGCGGUUAAGAUAUCCUGUUACCUCGUGUGCCACAACGUCAGUAACGCGUACAUCCUCGCCGCGCGGCACGACAGGACCAACGACCUGCGCAAAGUUCUGCAGGAGGCGGAACGACUCGGCAACGACCAGGUGCGGAACGCCUGUCUCAAGAGACUCACCUCCAAGAACAUGCUUUAAGUGAGAAAAUAAUUAAGGUGCUUGAUUGUGAUCCACAUUAAUUACCAGUUUUUAAGUCUGGAACAUCAGAAUACAAAUUGGUCAAACGAUGUUGCAAGGAUCAGGUGAGGAACACUUCGCUCAAGAGAUUUCCAAGAAUGUUGUUUGAAUGAGAAAAUAAUUUACAGACAACACAGAGUCUAUCGAUUAUUUAACAAUCGAUGAACUAUUUUACUUUUUGAUAGCUCAAAUUGAAACGGAAGCAGUUGGUAAUUUCUUACCUACCUGCUUUGAAAAUUUAAAAUUUGAAGAUAGACAAGCCCAAAGUUGAAAUUGUGAUAUUUCAGGUUUCAAGAUCAUGUUUGAGAUUGUGAUGUGAACAGCUACAUAACCAGUUAAUUAAUCCCACAGAACCAUAGAAUUCGAAAAAAUAAUAGUUGUAUUUCCAUGACUAUAACUAGUCAAUCUGUCUUUUUAAAGAUUUAGAUAUGUAUUUUUAUAGAUUUCAGUAAUUUAUCUAAAGAUUGGAUCAAGGACUAAUUAUUUAGGAAAUGGAAUUUGCAUCAUUUAUAAAUAUUAAAAAAGCCAAAAUAUGGGCUUCUUUUGAUUUGAUAUUGGUAUGCUUUCUAUUUGUGUUCAUAAGUUAUAAUUUGUAAAAAAAAAGGAGUGAGGAGUCCUUAAACAGGUACCUUUCUUGUCUUUUAAAAAGAAAUCCUCUUAAGAAAUAUUUUAUGACAAGUACAUACUCAUGUUAAAAUAUAUUAAUUGUAUACUAUAAAUUAACACAUUUUUGAUUUUUGUUGUGAUUCUUUAAAAAAGUCUAAAGUCAUAUUAUAAAGUAUUUGCCCAUUGUUAUGUUUGAACCAAGUCAUUAAGAUAUUAUUGUGUAGCAGUAUUUAACUUCUUGAAGUAUUUAUAAUUUUUAUUGCCUUUGUUGUGUGAAAAAUUGUUUGCAUGCUAAAAUUGAAUGGGAUAUUAUUAUAAUAAUUACUUGGAAAUAAUUAUAAUUAUUGUAUAAGAAUAAAUGAACUGAGCAUUAUAAACAAAGAUUAUAAAUUAAUUAUUGGAGUAUAUAAUGGUCUCAUAUUGUGAUAUCAAAUGUAUAUUAUUUGUAAUUAACUGAUUUCUAAUUGUUAUAUCUAGACACAUUUU
This is a messenger RNA of Amyelois transitella, 8385 nucleotides long. It is a transcript of the gene Sptz, whose product is annotated as zinc finger FYVE domain-containing protein 26 homolog. The record is from RefSeq and is a predicted model, not a curated record. Lineage: Eukaryota; Metazoa; Arthropoda; Insecta; Lepidoptera; Pyralidae. Gene Ontology annotation, cellular component: centrosome; lysosomal membrane; midbody. Gene Ontology annotation, biological process: regulation of cytokinesis; double-strand break repair via homologous recombination; mitotic cytokinesis. The transcript has 19 exons. Gene Ontology annotation, molecular function: phosphatidylinositol-3-phosphate binding; metal ion binding. The coding region runs from base 379 to 7254 and encodes 2291 amino acids.